This is a messenger RNA of Botrytis fragariae, 636 nucleotides long. Its product is annotated as putative cytochrome oxidase assembly protein. The coding region runs from base 1 to 636 and encodes 211 amino acids. The transcript is spliced from 2 exons. Lineage: Eukaryota; Fungi; Ascomycota; Leotiomycetes; Helotiales; Sclerotiniaceae. Gene Ontology annotation, biological process: mitochondrial respiratory chain complex IV assembly. Gene Ontology annotation, cellular component: mitochondrial inner membrane. The record is from RefSeq and is a predicted model, not a curated record.
AUGUUACCACGAUUACUACGAAGCUCGAGGGUCUUGCCUAGGUUGAGAGUAAGCAACAUAAAUAAUGCGAGGAAUCUUGUCCAGAGGAGAACCCUAGUUGCAGCGCCAAAAGUUGGAGAUGGUCCAUUGAUGGAGAGGAGAGGGGAUCGGGAAUUACCAGACAUUCCUGAAAAUGGCAUGAAAUGGGUCCGAUCUAUUCCCAUAUUCCUCGUCGUUCUAAUCUCCAGUACCCUCGCCAUUUUCAACUACCAAAAGUCCUCGUCCUCCGUUGUAUCAUCCACUCUCUACGCCCUCCGCACAUCACCUAAAGCGCGCGAGUUCCUCGGCGAUGAGAUAUAUUUUGCGCAUAAGAUGCCGUGGAUUUGGGGAGAAAUGAAUCAAUUGCAUGGUAGAAUUGACAUUCAGUUUGAGGUUAAGGGAACGAAGAGAAGUGGAACAAUGAAAUUUACGAGUCAUAGAGCCACAAGACAGGGCAUGUUUGAGACGACAGAGUGGAGCUUAGAGGGUGGGGAGGGGGAGGAGAAGGUUAAGAUUGAUCUUUUGGAUGGUGCGGAUCCGUUUAAGGGAAUUGAGGAUGUGGAGGAGAGGUCAGCGGAACCAGGUAGAGGAAGUUAUGCGCCCACUUUGUCAGGAUAG